GAAGGUCUGUAUCCCUUAAAUAGGCUAUGUUUCUUUCGAGAAGCGUUUGCACUUUCUGUGGAGGAAACUGAAGCUGCCAAAGCUCGAGAAUUCAAACCGAAACAAAAAAGAAAAAGAGCUCUUAAACCCCCAAAAUACCUAAAAAGAAAUGGCUCUGAAAUUCAACCCCAUCACUUUUCAAUCUCAGAAACUCCCUUCAUUUGCUCUUCCACCAAUGGCUGGCCUUAGGUCUCCCAAGUUUUUCAUGGCCUCUACUCUUCGUUCUGGUUCCAAAGAGGUCGAUCUCAAGAAGCCUUUCAUGCCUCCUAGGGAGGUGCAUGUUCAGGUCACACACUCGAUGCCCCCUCAGAAGAUUGAGAUCUUCAAAUCUUUGGAGGACUGGGCUGAGAACAACAUUCUAACUUACCUCAAACCAGUUGAGAAAUGUUGGCAACCCCAAGAUUUUCUUCCGGAUCCCGCGUCAGAUGGAUUUCAUGAGCAAGUAAAAGAACUUAGGGAAAGGGCAAAGGAGAUUCCAGAUGAUUACUUUGUUGUUUUGGUUGGCGACAUGAUCACGGAGGAAGCUCUUCCAACUUACCAAACAAUGCUUAAUACCUUAGAUGGAGUUCGUGAUGAAACAGGCGCUAGCCUUACUCCUUGGGCAAUUUGGACAAGGGCUUGGACUGCUGAAGAAAACAGGCAUGGUGAUCUACUUAAUAAGUAUCUCUACUUGUCCGGAAGGGUCGACAUGAGGCAAAUUGAGAAGACAAUCCAGUAUUUGAUUGGAUCAGGAAUGGAUCCACGUACUGAGAAUAAUCCUUAUCUGGGAUUCAUCUACACAUCAUUCCAAGAAAGGGCAACUUUCAUCUCCCAUGGGAAUACAGCCCGGCUCGCAAAGGAGCAUGGUGACAUCAAGUUGGCUCAGAUAUGCGGUAACAUUGCCUCUGAUGAAAAGCGCCACGAGACUGCAUAUACUAAAAUCGUUGAAAAGCUCUUUGAGAUCGAUCCCGACGGAACAGUCCUGGCUUUUGCUGACAUGAUGAGGAAGAAAAUCUCCAUGCCAGCACACUUGAUGUAUGAUGGCCAAGAUGACAAUCUUUUUGAUAAUUUCUCAGCUGUUGCACAGAGACUUGGUGUUUACACUGCCAGAGACUAUGCUGAUAUACUAGAGUUCCUGGUGAACAAAUGGAAUGUGACGGAGUUAACUGGACUUUCAGCCGAUGGGCGUAAAGCUCAGGAUUAUGUGUGCGGACUUCCGCCAAGAAUUCGAAGGCUGGAAGAGAGAGCUCAAGGAAGGGCCAAGGAAGCACCCAGGGUUCCAUUCAGCUGGAUAUUUGAUAGAGAAGUCCAGCUCUAAGGCUUUUUUAAGUUUUCUGAUGAUGAAAAAUGGUGAUUUCAGUUUCCUGCAACAGAAGUAGAAGUUUUCAACAUGCAAUUUCUCUUUUUAAAUUCCCCCAUGUAAUGUUGCUUGAACAAGUUUCAGUUAAUCAGAUUCAAGUUAAAAGUUUUAAACUGGAUAAAUAA
Molecule: messenger RNA, 1503 nt
Organism: Gossypium arboreum
Lineage: Eukaryota; Viridiplantae; Streptophyta; Magnoliopsida; Malvales; Malvaceae
Product: stearoyl-[acyl-carrier-protein] 9-desaturase, chloroplastic
Exons: 3
Coding region: 149-1336 (395 amino acids)
Biological process (GO): defense response; fatty acid biosynthetic process
Cellular component (GO): chloroplast stroma
Molecular function (GO): stearoyl-CoA 9-desaturase activity; stearoyl-[ACP] desaturase activity
Source: RefSeq, a predicted model, not a curated record